AUGUACAUGGAGUGUUUGAGAAACCACGCAGCCAGCCUGGGCAGCUACGCCACCGACGGCUGCGGGGAGUUCACUGUCCUGGGCGACACUGCUACCUCGCCAGCUGCCGCCCUACAGUGCGCAGCCUGCGGCUGCCACCGCAACUUCCACCGGAAAGUAGUAUGCGUCCCCACCUGCGAAGGUGGCUUUAACGGCAGAGGAGGCGUCAGCUGCAUGGUGGACUACAGCGGCGGCGCUGGCGUCGGCGGUGGAGGUUCCCGGCCGCCCAGCUCAAUGGAUAUGGCGGAAGCAGAACGUAGUGGCAAGAAGAGGUUCAGGACAAAGAUCACGGCAGAUCAGAAGGAGAAGAUGCUGGCGUUUGCGGAGAAGAUAGGGUGGAAGCUGCAGAGGAAAGAUCAAGAAGAUGAGAUCCAACGCUUCUGCAGUGGGAUCGGGGUUAGUAGACAGGUUUUCAAGGUGUGGAUGCACAACCAUAAGAACUCCUCGUCGUCUUCUUCCUCAGUUUCCACCGGCAAUGCUUCUUCGCUCACUCAAUAA
Malania oleifera is the source of this 537-nucleotide messenger RNA. Its product is annotated as zinc-finger homeodomain protein 4-like. The record is from RefSeq and is a predicted model, not a curated record. Gene Ontology annotation, cellular component: nucleus. Gene Ontology annotation, biological process: regulation of DNA-templated transcription; regulation of developmental process. The transcript is spliced from 2 exons. Gene Ontology annotation, molecular function: transcription cis-regulatory region binding; DNA-binding transcription factor activity. NCBI's taxonomy places the organism in Eukaryota, Viridiplantae, Streptophyta, Magnoliopsida, Santalales, Ximeniaceae. Bases 1 to 537 code for a protein of 178 amino acids.